AUGGCCUCCCACUUCACCGAGAAUCAGUAUCAAAAAGAUAGACUCUUGGAGUUCACCAGGCCCGAGUACAUCGACGAGCUCUAUGAUUACACUGCACGUCCAAGGAGAAGUAUCUUGGAGGUUCUUCAAGAAUUCGACUCGGUCAAGAUCCCUUGGCAAUGGGCAGCUGCAGUUCUACCAGAACUACGUGGACGUCAAUUCAGUAUAGCCGGUGGGGGCCAGCUCAAAACCGAUAAUGCUGGUCACACCUCCUUUGAAUUGUUAGUUGCAAUCGUCAAGUACAAGACAGUGAUCAAGAAGAUCCGGGAAGGGGUUUGUACGAGAUACCUUGCCAAUUUGUCUCCUGGUAGUCACCUUCAAGUUUCCCUUCAAAAAGGAGGUCUAGGUCUCAAGACCAUAAACCUUACCAAACCUUUGGUCCUGAUUGGUCCGGGCACCGGAGUCGCUCCAAUCCGUUCAAUCAUUUGGGAGCGACUUCAGCUUGCCGAAAGUCAAAGUCGAGCAGAGGAUUCAGAACACCUUGCUUUGGAAGUGAGUGGUGUCGGAAAAAUGCUCCUCAUCUUCGGAUGCCGCAGUGAGGCGGCGGACUUCUUCUUUCGCGACGAGUGGGCGUCGAUUAGAAACAAGCUACCCCUGGAGGUCCAGGCGGCUUUUUCGAGAGAUCAGGUGCACAAAGUCUAUGUACAGGAUGUAGUGAGAGCCCAGAGGUCGGAGAUCUUCCGGCUCCUGCACGAUCUCGAAGGCACCGUUUUCGUCUGCGGUUCUUCUGGGAAGAUGCCUGCCGCAGUUCGCGUCGCCCUUACUGAUGUGUUCCAAAGCUGCAGUGCUAUGAACGAGGAGCAGGCCCAAGGGUAUCUUGCACAGAUGGAAAGGAGUGGAAGAUACAAGCAAGAGACGUGGGGCUGA
Bacidia gigantensis is the source of this 906-nucleotide messenger RNA. RefSeq lists its product as uncharacterized. The coding region runs from base 1 to 906 and encodes 301 amino acids. The record is from RefSeq and is a predicted model, not a curated record. The transcript has a single exon. Gene Ontology annotation, molecular function: oxidoreductase activity; FMN binding; flavin adenine dinucleotide binding. Lineage: Eukaryota; Fungi; Ascomycota; Lecanoromycetes; Lecanorales; Ramalinaceae. Gene Ontology annotation, cellular component: cytosol.